Messenger RNA from Lates calcarifer (barramundi perch), 2940 nucleotides. RefSeq names its product tandem C2 domains nuclear protein. The record is from RefSeq and is a predicted model, not a curated record. NCBI's taxonomy places the organism in Eukaryota, Metazoa, Chordata, Actinopteri, Centropomidae. Gene Ontology annotation, cellular component: nucleus.
GGAGGGAGAGAGGAGGGUGAGAGAGAGAGAGGGAGACCUGUAACUGAAGUGCACAAUAAACCUGAGCUCAGAGGCAUUUCUCUCCAGUCGGACUGUGAGAAUGAGCUGCACCGCUGGAUGUCUGAAGUUUAUCUUCUCUCAGUGAAAACAUCGCGUGGUUGCAGCCAUGGAGUGCCUCAAAAACUGCUGCAAGAACUUCAUGAAGAAAAAGGGGAAGGAGCAGGAGACCCAAGUGAUCAAACUGAAGAUGCCUCCUAACAAAGCAGCAGCCUUUGGACGAGAGUCAGAUGAGGGGAGGAGGGGAGUGACAGAGGAUUACCUCCUGUCCAAGCUGCCCCCAGACGGCAGAGAGGUGCCGUUCGUCUUGCCGACCUUCAAGGCCUCCUACAUCCAGCCCAGAGGCUCCCGCUUCCCCAAUUUACAGUCCGGGCCACAGAGUUCAGCCCGGUGUACAUAUGCAGAGAGGAAGGCAGAGCUGCUGGGCUCCAGUCACUUCACCUACAGCCCGGAGGCCAGCUUCCAUCAGGGUCAGAUGACUGAGUACAUCUCCCCUGGCUCGACCCGCCGCGACACACUGAAGAACAGAAACUCCGGUUCACAUAGUCCAGGUUGGACUCUGAAGCCCGGCGGCCAGCAGCGACUGAGCAGCUCCAUGUUUGAUCUGUCCUGCCCUCAGAGUCACAUGCAGCGCUUUGACUCUGUCUCCAGCGUCCUCAGCAGCACGUCUUCAGUGAUGGGCUCCAUUGAAAGCAGCCUGGAAUCAAUCACACUGUCCGGGGAUGAAAGAGAGCUGGGGAAGGUAUGCGUUCGAUUGAACUAUCAGGAGGCUUUGGAGCAGGUGUGGAUCACUCUGGUCCAGUGUUCAGACCUCAACCUUCCUCCGGACGGAGUGGAACAACAGAAGAUUGGAUUUAAAGGGAUCAUCACCAUCCCCAAACCCAUACAGUUCAAAAGCUCAGUAAAGGAGUGCUGUCAGGACGUGUCCUUCAUGGAGACCUUUGUGUUUGCGCUUCGUCUCCAGCAGUUGCGCUGCAGCGCUUUAGUGCUGCGGCUGCAGACGCACACCCCCAGGAAACGCACCGUGGGGGAGUGUGUCCUCUCCCUACGACAGCUCGGCCCUCAGGAGACAGACCACUGGCUCGAACUCAACCCUCCGUCCAAGUCCUCUGUUUGCCACUCUGAGCUGCAUCUCACCACCUGCUUUCAGCCAGUCAAUGGGCGCAUCCAGCUCCAGAUCCUUGCUGCCCAAAACCUCCCAGCAUCCUCCUCACCACUCACCCAAGCGUUUUUUGUCAAGGCUGAGAUGCACCAGUUGGGGCGGAUGGUGAUGAAUAAGAAGACUCGGGUGAUAAAGGCCUCAGGGGGUCAGUGUCGGUGGGCAGAGACCUUUCAUUUCCAACUGGCCUCUUUAGACGAUGCCUGCUCGCUGUCAGUCAAACUCUACAGUCGCAGCUCGGUCAGGAGGAAACACUGUCUCGGACAGGUUCAGCUGGGAUUCGACAGCCCUGUCCCAGAGACUGUGGAGCAGUGGAGGGACAUGAUGGCUCACCCAGAGAAAGUGGUGGCAGCUUGGCACAGGCUGAGCGCUUCCUAAACCUCCGUCUCCUGACUUCCUCUUUACACACUGCGGAUGUAAUGCUUACGUGCAGCAGGUCCAGCUGUGCCUGCUUGCUUUUCCAGUCGGCCGGCCACAGUCCUGUCUGCUGAUACACACUUGACUCUGAUGGACCAGACUGAACGUGCUCUGAAUGCCCCGGGGGAGCAGAUUUCCAGAGAUGCGUCAGGUGGUCAGUGAUGGUUUGUAAAUAGGGGUUUUGAACAAACUGUAAGUGCUGGAAAAGGUUUCUGUGCAUUUUUCAACAAUAGCGCCUUUGCAUAACUAACAGUAAUUGUGCUGCAUAGCAUUUAUCUGUGUAUAAUGCUAUAUUUUGUAAGUCACACACCUCGUGCAUAUAACUGCUUUUUAGUGAAAACUUUGUCACCUUGUUUCAGAUGGAUAGAAAGUUUACAAGCACAGAAAGUGACACUGAAACCAAACACACUGUAUUAAAAACUUCAUGUUAUUAGUCUGUAAAUAUAACCUAUUUUGAAAGGAUAAUACUGUCAAUUCUGCAUUUUUCUUAAUGUCAACAAACCCAUAAAAAGACCAAAACCAACACUAUGCCAGCCUGUUUCUCAAUACUUUUCAACUCUGACUUUCAGCAUUUACUGUAGAUGUAAAUCUUUAAAUGUGGGUCAUGAAUAUAUAAAUUAAUGUUUAAAAAAAAGACUAAGUCACUUUCUAAAGCAGCUGGGGUUGGUAGUCUGUAGGCAAAUAUUACUUAAACUGGAGUAAAUACUGUCUUUUUGGAGACUAUGUUCACAUGGAUUAAUACACAUUUGCUUUGUUAGUAUCUCUAGCAGCAGGAUGUUUGACUCAAAAGCUACAGUGUUCAUGUUCUUUGCAAUAAACAAACAUGUCACCCAGUGUGAGGCUGAUAUGUUUUAAUAGUUUAUGGACAGUGAAUGGGGGUCAGAUUUAUAGUUAUCAAUUCUUUGUUGGUUUUUGUCUGAUUUGCUAACAUUAAGAAAAAUAUGGAAAAUCACCAGACUUAUCCUUGUGAGGUGAGCUAGAAGGUUUUUCCUUACCCUAAUUUAACUUUAUAGGAUGUAAUGUUACUGUACAAUACUGCAGCAGAUGUAUCAAACCGUAGUAUGCUUUUGAUAAGAAGCACUUUAAUUUUUUAUGUAUUUAAUGUUAAAUGUUGAAAAUUUAGUGAUUAAAAGUAGGCGGAGUUUGGAAGUAUCAAGUUAGUUUGUGUGUUUAUUAAAAGGAAUAAUGUAAAAGAGUGAUGCAAAUGAUGCAUGGUCUGUGUGGUACAUGGAAGGAAAACAGGCCGAGGUCUUCUUCAGCAUGUACCCAACACACAGUCUGCAGUAAAAUAGGUCAACAACCAUAAA